Rotaria sordida is the source of this 2829-nucleotide messenger RNA. The record is from the annotation of a GenBank genome assembly. NCBI's taxonomy places the organism in Eukaryota, Metazoa, Rotifera, Eurotatoria, Philodinida, Philodinidae.
AUGGCUUCAAAUAGUAUAGACGAUGAAAAACCAAAUUUACGACCAACUAAAUAUAAUAAUGCUAGUGGUAAGAGUCUUUAUUUACAUCAUAAUCCUAAUCAAUCAUCGACAAAAUCAUAUAUUCAUGCAAUAUGGAAAAAUAUCGAUGAACAAUUAAAUGAGUCUUUUUAUGAUAAACAAGAUCUAUUUGGUAUUCAACAACCUCAUAUUGAAUAUUCUUUAAAUAAACAACAACGAUGGAAUAUUUUAAAUGAUAUUCAUGAAUAUAUUGCUAAUCAAUCAAAUUCAUCAUCAGAUAAUGAAUUUAAUACACAAUUUGAUUUGAAACAAAGACGAAAAAAGAAAAAAACUCGACAACAAUAUGUAAAUAUUCAUCAAACAAAAUAUCAUUUAUAUGAAUUUCAUCAAAUUGAACGAAAAUCUAAUUGUAUAAGAAUGACCAAUAAUACAACAGAACGACAUGUACAAACACCUAGAAAAACUUAUAUGAAUAAAUCAAUAAAUAAUAUAAAAAAAAAAGAAGAACAAAAUCAUCAAAAUAAUAAUGUAGAACAUGAUAAUAAUAAAACAAAAGAAGUUACUCCCGAUAUAACUUAUUUCGCAGUAGUUCCAGCACCACGAGAAAAACAAUUAGUUAAUAUUAAAAAAAAUUCUAAUACAAAAAGAAAGAAAACAAGAUCAUAUAUACAACGUGAUAAAUUUACUGAAGUAAAAGAACGGUUAGAUAGUGAGGAACAAUUAGAAAAUGAAAAAGAAAACUUAUCAACGGAUGACGAUGAAUCCAUAAUAUCACACUAUACUUUCUCAAAACCUGAUGAAUUACAAUUAAAUGAUUUCAUUACUAUUACAUCAAUCGAUGAUAAUAAUAAUAAUAAAAUAUCUUUUAAAUGUGAAAAUUCUGAUCAAAUCAAUAAAUGUCAUUCAAAAUCAUUACAUACAUCUUCUGAUGAAAUCAAUUCAUUGCAACAAAAAAAUCGAUUUUAUCGACAAAUAAGUACAGAAGAAGAAUUUUAUAAUCAAGAUAGGACUACAUAUGUCAAAAUGCAACGAAAACCUAAUGAAACAAAUAAAUCAAAAGGAAAAUCUUCUCAUCGUUUAAUGUCAUUAUCAUUUCGUACGAUUUUUUUACAUCAAACAGAAUUAACUAUUGAAUAUCUAUCAAAAACUUAUGGAAAAAAUUUUCUUCAUGCUCAAUGUUAUCCAACAAAAUAUUUAAUUUGUCUUACAGAUCGUUUAAAAUCAUUUCAAUGGUCAAAUAAAUUAAAUUUUUUUUCAUCUAAUCGAAUACUUAAUUGUUAUCUUUUUAUCAUAUUAAAUAAUAAUGAAUUAAAUAAUGAAAAUAAUAUUUGUCAAGGACAAGUAGCUCUUAAUAUGGAUUUAUAUACUGAUACAAUAGAAAUUGAAAAUUUAUCUCAAUCAAAAGAUAAUAUAUAUAAAAUUGAUGAAUUAAUAAAUAAAACAAUUGAAUUUAUAACAAAUUUAUCAACGGAUAAAUUUAAAUCAAUUAAUUUAGAAAUCAAUCAAAGAAAAUUGUAUCCAAAUGAAAUAGAUAAUCAAUUAAGUGAAUGUGAAUUUAUUAAUAAACAAAUUCAUCAAAUACAUUUAUUAGAUAAAAAUGAUUUACAAAAUAAAUUAAAUAUUGAAGAAUUAAAUAAUAAUAAUAAUAAUAAUUUAAGUCGACCUGAUAUUUGUACAAAUUGUUGUUGUGAUAUGAAUGAAUUAACACCAAUGACAGCAUUAAAAUCUUGUUCACAUUGGUUAUGUAAUCAUUGUUGGAAACAAUAUCUUGAAAAUUCAAUUAAAUCUAUUCGAGUUAUACGUUGUCCAGAAUGGAAUUGUUGUUCACUUGUUGAUAUUGGUACAAUUUUAUCUUUGGUUAAUAUUCAUUAUAUGAAUAUCUAUGAACGUAAUAUAGAAAAAUGUCUUGUAAAUUUAUCUCGUUCAUAUAUUAAAUGUCCAUUAAAAUCAUGUUCAAUUAUUUUUCAAAUUAUUGAUUCUGGUAUUGAUUAUGUUCGAUGUCGUUGUGGUCAUCAAUUUUGUAUUGAUUGUAAACAAGAACCACAUUUUCCAGCAACAUGUACUUCCUAUCGAGCAUAUAUAGAUGAAGUAUAUCAAAACGGUGAUUUACUUUCUGAUUAUAAUACUAAACUUAUAGUUAGAGGUCGACAUUGUGUAUCAUGUAAUAAUUUUAUUGAAAAGAACGGUGGUUGUAAUCAUAUGACAUGUCGAUGUGGUGCUGAAUUUUGUUGGCUUUGUACUGCUUAUUGGAAAGAUCAUUUUUCAUCUAAUGGUGAAUUUCAAUGUCCAAAACAACAAAUAUCAAUUCAAAAAAAAGUUCUAACUAAAGAACGUAAUCCAUCUCGAAAACUUUAUGAACUUGCAAUUCAUCAUCGACAUCAACGUACUUUUCAAAAUCAAACAAAACAAAAUGAAAAUGUUAAACGUCUUAUUGGAACAAUACCAUUAGAUAGAGAAACUUGUUUUGAUACUAAACUUAUUAAAUCACAAAUUGAUAAACGUGAAGAACUUUUACGACAUUCAUAUGAAAUGGUUAAAUAUAUCAUUUAUUUACAUCGUAUAUGUGAAUUUAUUGCUGUAGCUGCUGAUGGUUAUGCUAAUAAUCCAAUUGAAUUUUCCAAUAGUAUAUAUCUAUUUGAAACUCUUAUUUUUAAUAUGAGUCAAUUAAUUGAAAGUGGACGUGGUUAUCAAGCUAUUGAACAAUUAAAUGAUUUAUAUAAAAAAAGUGAAAAAUUAAUUGAACGUCUUCGUCAUGCUGUUAUUCUUCGUAAAAUACGUCGAAUAAAUCAAACUGGAUAUGUGACUUCCUAA